This is a messenger RNA of Gopherus flavomarginatus (Mexican gopher tortoise), 3665 nucleotides long. RefSeq names its product POZ/BTB and AT hook containing zinc finger 1 (gene PATZ1). The record is from RefSeq and is a predicted model, not a curated record. Gene Ontology annotation, biological process: regulation of immune system process; regulation of cytokine production; negative regulation of transcription by RNA polymerase II. Gene Ontology annotation, molecular function: protein binding. Lineage: Eukaryota; Metazoa; Chordata; Testudines; Testudinidae. The transcript is spliced from 7 exons. Bases 482 to 2641 code for a protein of 719 amino acids.
UCGGGGAGCAGCAGCCGGGGGCCCCCCGCUGGAUUUUUGUCGGGGGGGGUGGUAUCGCCCCCCCUUCUCCUCCCCCCAGGGGUGAAAGUGCAAGAGGAAGUGCAGCCGCUGCCAUCUUUCCUCCGCUCCAAACACACAGGGACGGACGGAGCCGGCAGCCCGGAGCCCCCUCCCGCCCUGCCCGCUGCAGCCGCGCGCCCCUGCCCGCUGCGGCCUCCGCGCCUCGUGGCGGCCGGGCCCGGGCGGAGCUCGCGCCGCCUCAGCUGCUGCAGCUCCAGCUCCGUGCUGCGCGCGCGCCCCUCCGCCGCCUCAGUCUUUUGUUUCGCCCCCCCCCAGCUCUCAAUCCCCUCGCGCUUUGCAGGCAGCGCGCGCCGCCGCCGUCGGGCCUGGACAGCCGCGGGGAGAGGGAGGAAGCGGCGCGCGCCGCCGGGCAGCCUGAGAGCGAGCGCCACCUGCAGGCCGCCGGGGGCACCGCAGCCCCAUGGAGCGGGUGAGCGAGGCCGCCGCCUGCGGCCCGUCGUCGGGCUGCUACACCUACCAGGUGAGCCGGCACAGCGCCGACAUGCUGCACAGCCUCAACCAGCAGCGCAAGAACGGCGGCCGCUUCUGCGACGUGCUGCUGCGGGUGGGCGACGAGAGCUUCCCCGCGCACCGGGCCGUGCUGGCCGCCUGCAGCGAGUACUUCGAGUCGGUCUUCAGCGCGCAGCUGGGCGAGGGGGCCGGCGGGGGCGCGGAAGGGGGCGCCGCGGAGGCCGGGGCCGGCGGCGGGGCGGCCUCGGGCGGGCGGGAGCUGGAGAUGCACACCAUCAGCUCCAAGGUCUUCGGGGACAUCCUGGACUUCGCCUACACGUCGCGCAUCGUGGUGCGGCUGGAGAGCUUCCCCGAGCUCAUGACGGCCGCCAAGUUCCUGCUCAUGCGCUCCGUCAUCGACAUCUGCCAGGAGGUCAUCAAGCAGUCCAACGUGCAGAUCCUGGUGCCGCCCGCGCGCCCGGACAUCAUGCUCUUCCGCCCCAGCGCUGCUGACCUGGGCUUCCCCCUGGACAUGACCAACGGGGCUGGCCUGGCGCCCAAUGGCAACGGCAUCGCCGGCAUGCCUGAAGACGAGGCCACGCGGGCCGCCCUCACCGCCACCCAGUCCUCCUUGCCCGUCCUGCAAGGUGUCGACCGCCUGCCCAUGGUGGCGGGGCCCUUGUCGCCACCCCUACUGGCCUCGCCCUUCCAGAACGUGGGGACCAGUGCCCCCGCUUUGGGCACCAAGAGGGGCAGGGGGCGUCCCCGCAAAGCAAACCUCUUGGACUCUAUGAUGUUUGGUACCCCAGGGGGCCUGCGAGAGGCUGGCAUCCUUCCUUGUGGCCUCUGUGGGAAAGUGUUUACAGACGCCAAUCGUCUGCGGCAGCAUGAGGCUCAGCAUGGGGUGACGAGCUUACAGUUGGGUUACAUAGACAUCCCACCGCCAAGGCUAGGUGAAAACGGGGUGCCUGGUCAGGAUGAUCCUGAUGCCCCCCGAAAGAGGAGCAGGACAAGGAAGCAGGUGGCCUGUGAGAUCUGUGGCAAGAUUUUUCGGGACGUGUACCACCUGAACCGGCACAAGCUGUCGCACUCCGGCGAGAAGCCAUAUUCUUGUCCAGUGUGUGGGCUGCGUUUCAAGCGGAAAGACAGGAUGUCCUAUCAUGUUCGGUCUCACGAUGGCUCUGUGGGAAAGCCCUACAUCUGCCAGAGCUGUGGAAAAGGCUUCUCCAGGCCAGACCACUUGAAUGGGCAUAUCAAACAGGUGCACACGUCGGAGAGACCUCAUAAGUGUCAGACUCUGAAUGGGGAAGGAAGCCCUCUACAGACCCAGCAGGAAAAUGGCAGCCAUCCUGGGAUAAGCUCAGAGACAUCCACAACCAUAGAAAAGUUGAAACUUCAAGAGACCUGUAAUGCUUCCUUUGCCACCCGUGACCGACUGCGCUCACACUUAGCAUGCCAUGAAGACAAAGUUCCAUGCCAGGUGUGUGGAAAGUACUUGCGGGCAGCAUACAUGGCAGAUCAUUUGAAGAAACACAGCGAAGGACCAAGCAAUUUCUGCACUAUCUGUAACCGAGGUUUCUCCUCUGCCUCCUACUUAAAGGUCCAUGUUAAAACCCACCACGGUGUUCCCCUUCCCCAGGUCUCCAGGCACCAGGAGCCCAUCCCGAAUGGGGGAGCAGCGUUCCACUGCGUCAGGACCUAUGGCAUCAAAGAAGGCCAGAAAUGCUCACAUUCGGACCCGAUUGAGAGUUCUGAUUCCUAUGGCGACCUCUCUGAUGCCAGUGACCUCAAGACUCCUGAGAAACAGAGUGCCAAUGGGUCCUUCUCAUGCGAUAUGGCAGUCACCAAAAACAAAAUGGAGCCGGAGGGAGAGAAGAAGUACCCCUGCCCUGAAUGUGGCAGCUUUUUCAGAUCCAAAUCUUAUCUGAACAAACAUAUACAGAAAGUUCACGUCAGAGCCCUCGGGGGCCCAUUGGGGGACCUGGGUCCUGCUCUAGGGUCCCCCUUUUCACCCCAACAGAACAUGUCUCUUCUGGAGUCAUUUGGGUUUCAGAUCGUCCAGUCAGCAUUUGCAUCAUCCCUGGUGGAUCCAGAGGUCGACCAGCAACCAAUGGGGCCAGAGGGGAAAUGAGACAGUUUAAUCUUAACAAAACAAAGCAGCCGUCUGGUUAUACCUAUAAGACGCUGUGAAUGAGAGAAGAAAUAAUGAAAUUUGGUUCUAUAGUUGAGAAAUUUGUAUUCAUUUUAGCUCCCCUCCCUGUCUACCCUCCUUAAACCUUCUUUAGGGAAAAGAAGGCUUCUUGCCUGACGACCUGCAGAAAAUCUGCAUGACCCUGAAUGAGAGAUGUGACCUAAAACACCACAUGGAGUGCCAGAGCUCCAGUAUGGUCGUUUAGAAUAAAUAAAAGCCACCAGUGGUGGUCAGAAUUGUAAACAGCCCUAGUGACCCAAACGUGGGGAACUAGGUUUUAUGCCUUUGCCCUCUUUUUCCCCCCUACCCCUCGAAAAAACCACAGUAAGUUUUUUACACACACCCAUUACUGACUGCUCAUAAUGUAAACAAAUCCCUGUGGUACCUAGCAGGUAAUGGUGCAGAUGUCCUUUUAAAAAUUGAUUUUUAAGAAGGCAAAAGAAUUUGGACCCCUUUUGCCAUUUGUGAGGCUGUGAGUGCUGCAGCAGGAACUAACCUGCUUAGGAAAAUCACCAUUCAAAACAGGAUUUUUUUACUUUUAACCAUUAAACUUGCUGUCAGGUUUUUAAUUCUCUAUUAUUAUUAUUAUUUUAGGACCUGUUGUAGUGAAUUGCUACUGAAAAGCCAGACUAAGGCAAUAUACAGAGCGCUCUUAAAGCAGCAGUCACGUUAGGGUUAGUAUUAAUUUUUUUUUAGAUGUAUCAUAAUUAAUAACUUGGCUAGUUAAUUGUUUUAAGUAUAUCGAAGAAAUAGUUUUAUCAAAAAAAAGGGAAGAAAAUACCUGUGUGGUCUGGUUGGUUGGUGCUCAUUUGAUGUGUGGGUACCUAGAAGAUGAACAUGGUCAGCAUCUGGGUAAACUAUCUGUACCACUGACUUGUGUUUAGUGUGAAUAAACCCAGGGUUCACAGAGUGAUGUUGAAUUAAUCAGAUUGGACUGUAUUAAAGAAGUUAGUAUGUUACUUUA